AUGGAACUAUUGAAGUGACUUUAAGAAAUUUUCUAGGAACUUUAGAACGUUUCACAGAAACAGAGAAUGAUGUAGUGUUUCUUUUAGAUGAAUCGGGUAGUGUAGGAAGCGAAAAUUGGUCUGCUGUUAAAGAAUUUACUCAGUUAACCGUACGUCAUCUUUCAGUGUCUCAAGAACAUAGUAGAGUAGCAAUAGUUCCGUUUGCUACAAAUCCAAGAAUCCAUGUGAACUAUAUCAAGGACAACCAAGGAAACAACAUGUGCACACUAUUAAAAAGUAUUGAUCAUAUAAGUUAUGUUGGAGAGUAUACGCAUACUGAUAGAGCUUUGAACAUGGCAGAAAAUAUCUUGAAACAAGGAAGAACUUAUUCUAAUAAAUUAAUAAUUUUGAUUACUGAUGGCCGAAGCAAUGGACAUAACAGUCCAAUUCCAAUAGCACAGCGACUAAAAGCAAGAGGUGUGAUAAUAUUUUCCGUUGGAGUAGCUAACGUUAAUACAGAAGAAAUAAAUAUGAUAGCAACGUCACCAAAUCAUAUUUACAUUUUGAGAAAUUUUCUAUACAUUAAAGAAGUAAAUAAAAAAUUAAUUGAAGAUACUUUUGAAGUGGCUUGGGACCAAGUCACAGACUCGUUGUGUGACAAGAAAUGUGAUGAAAAUGCAAACUGUUUUUGUGGAACCAGAGGGGGUGCUUACCAAUGUGUUUGCAAAGAAGGUUAUUAUGGAAAUGGGUACCAAGGCGAUUGUUACAAAUGCCAAAAGGGAACAUAUAAAGAUUCAACGGGGAAUACAAAAUGCACAUCGUGUCCACAGCAUUCAACAACAUAUGGUGAAGGAAGUACUAGUGUGAAUGAUUGUAAAUGUGUAACAGGAUAUGAAAAAAAUGGUACAUUAUGUUCACCUGUCAAAUGUGCUGUUCUUCAUGCUCCUGAAGGAGGCAUUUUAAUACCAGCAAACUGCAACAAUACUUAUGGAUCAAGAUGUGAAUUUCAAUGUAAGAAAGGCUAUUGUCCUUAUUCUUGCAGUCAAAACGGCCCCUUGUUUCAAAUGAAUGAACGGAAUGCUUUUUCGCUUAAACCCAGAACAUGCUUGGAAACCGGAAAAUGGAGUGGAGAGGAUUUCUAUUGUGAACAAAUUAGAUGUCCAGCAUUAGACCAUCCACUACAUGGAAAACAUAACUGCUCGAAAUCGAAUUUUGGUCUCGGUACAGUUUGUCAUUUUUCAUGCGAGAAGGGCUAUAAGUUAUUUGGUUCAAACACGCGAACAUGUCUUAGAAGUGAUGUUUGGAGUGGUGAUCUUGCACUUUGCAAUGAAAUUCAUUGUGAUCCUUUGAAAACGAAUGCUGUCUUGAAGGUUAAGCCAGGUGCUUGUGGAGAAAAAACAAUGCCUUACAAGUCCAUUUGCCAAUAUCACUGCAUCUCGGGAUAUAAGCUUGUGUCAAAAUUGGGAAAUGAAACGAAUGGAACAAAUGAAUGCCUUGCUGAUGGAUUCUGGUCGAAUGAAAAGAAUAAGAUCAGUUGUAAAGAUAACGAACGGCCAAGAAUCAGAUGUCCAAAAGCAGUUCAAGUAAAUACGAAACAAGGAAAAGACAGAGCCACAGUUACAUGGCCUAAACCAGUAGUCACAGACAAUGUUUAUGUGAACGCUAUUGAAAUAAUCCAGCCAAAAGGGUUAAAAGAAAACCAACCGCAUGCCUUCCCUAUUGGAGAGACUAAAGUCGUAUAUGAGGCUAUUGAUGAAUCCAAUCUUUCCAGUACUUGCUCUUUUACAGUCACUGUCGAAGACAUUGAACCUCCCAAAAUACUUUAUUGCCCAUCAGAUAUUGAAAUUUCAACAGAAACAAACGACAAAAUACCAGUUAACUGGACUGAACCUGUAUUUGAGGAUAAUUCCCGAAAGAUACAGACCAUUUUAAGCAACAAACAAUCCGGAGAUGAAUUCGCAUGGACUCCAAAACCUCAGUUUAUAGAAUAUGUUGCAUCUGAUCCUUCGGGAAACACUGCAGUUUGCAGCUUUUCUGUCAAAGUCAAAUCAUAUCCAUGCCCUUAUUAUGCUCCUCCUGCAAAUGGGUUCCUGAAGUGUGAUACAUGGCUUGGUGGGCGUUUAUGCGGCAUUCAUUGUCAGGAUGGUUAUGAGUUUGCUGGUGGGUCGAAUGUUCACACACUUUACCAGUGUAGUCAUACAAGUACUGGAAGUAAAAUUGGUGCCUGGGGACCUGUUCCAGGUUCUGGUGCGAGUCGGAGAUCUUUCAGAGUUCCUUGGCCAGACUGUGCACGAAUACAAAGCUUAGGAUUUGAUGUAUCUUUUGAAAUGGAUUAUGAAGUCGAAACAUGUACAGAAGCAAUAAUAAGAGAAAUGAAGCAAAAGUUUAUUGAUACACUUAUGCCAAUAGAAAGAAAAUUUCGUGGCAUGUUUUGUCCAAAGGAUAAAGGCUGCAAACCAGAGAACGUGAAUAUUACUUGCGGUUCAUCUUCAGCUCGGACAAAACGUCAGCAACUCCCCAAUACAAAUCUGCCACAGAAUCCAAAUGGGCAAAUAAGUAUGAAAACGUUUUGGGGCCCAAAGCCAUCUUCUCGUAAGAGACGAAGUACUUCGCCUCCUGUUCUUGCUAUUUCAUUCAAUAUAAAGAUAGAUUCUGAUCCAACCCAAGCAGCAAAACCACUAAAAGAAGAAGAAAUAAAAAAAAUUAUACUGGAAAAUGCUAACUCAAUACUCCAAACAGUUGAGGAAACUGUAUCAGAAAAUGUGAAAAAUGUGUACCAUAUUCCGACAGUUUCUAAGCCCAAGACGCUCUUUGACAUUUCUUUGGUGUGCUCCUCUGGUCAAGUGCGAAAUAACACCAUAUGCUUGAAUUGUCCUCCUGGAACAUUCAAGGAUGAUUUGGAAAAUACCUGCAGAGACUGUGCUGUUGCUACCUACCAAGAUAAAGAACGACAGUUAUCUUGCCUGCCAUGUCCUAAGGGUCAUACUACCUUUUUGACUAAAUCCACAUCAAUAGAAGAUUGCCGUGCUCCUUGUUCUCCUGGCUAUCACUCAGAUACAACUUUCGAACCAUGUGUUGCAUGUCCAUUAGAUACAUAUCAAGAGUAUUCUGGAAGAAAAACGUGUACCAGAUGUCCUGAUCGAAAGCAAACUUGGAAAGUAGGAGCAAAUUCUUCCUUGGAUUGCGUUUUCCCAUGCAAAACAGGAUCUUUUUCUGAAACUGGUUUUGAACCUUGCACGUUGUGCGAUGUUGGUUCUUAUCAGGAUAAGAAACAACAAAAAGAGUGCAUAAUUUGUCCAAACGAAAUGUCUACCGAAAAUCUAGGAACUGAAGACAGCAGUGGUUGCAUUGAAAUCAACUACUGUAAGCAAAAACAUCUCUGCGCUCCUCUUUCCAAGUGUUCAUCAACAAGAACUGGAUACAAAUGUAUUUGUCCGGAAGGUCUUCGUGGAACUUACUGUGAGGUAAACAUUGAUGACUGUGCAUCAAAGCCUUGUCUAAAUAAUGGUACCUGCACUGAUGCUGUUGGAGGAUACAUAUGUUCCUGCCCUAUAGGCUGGACAGGAAAGCAAUGUGAAGAGAACAUAAAUGAUUGCAUAAUAAAUCCUUGCCAGAAUGGUGGAAGUUGCAAAGAUUUGAUCGACGACUACGUAUGUGCAUGUGAAUUAGGAUUCAUUGGAGAAAACUGCGAAAUUAACAUCAACGAUUGUGAAUCUAAUCCAUGUCUUAAUAGCGGUAUAUGUUUUGACAUGCAAAAUGACUACAGAUGCUGCUGUACGAAGAAUUAUAAAGGGAAGAAUUGUGAAAUAAAAGUUGAUUUUUGUGAAGAUAUCAGUUGCUUUAAUGAAGGAACGUGUAUUUCUGAAGAUGAAGGCUUUACUUGCCUUUGCGAAUCAGGUUUUCAAGGAAAGUUGUGCGAAGAAAAUAUUGAUGAUUGCUCAAAUCAUACUUGUUUUAACAAUGGAACGUGUUUAGACGGGAUUGAUAGUGCAACAUGCGUAUGUCCUGAAAUGUACGCUGGAAUGCAUUGUGAAAAUGCUUUGUUUCCAGAAUUUGCUUUGAAGUACGAGGAAAGAUUGACAUCAAACUAUGUGGAGCUUGAAAACUCUCGCUUGCUUUAUGCAAUAACAGUGUCUUUUUACAUGCGAACCGAUUUCAAGGAUCCAAAAAGUAAAGCAACGCCAGUUUCAUACAGUUACAAAAAUAGCGAUGGAGUUGUAAUUGACAACGCAUUAACAUUUUUGGAUACUAAUCGGCUCAUCUUAUACAUACAUGGUGAGCCUUACCAUACUGAAUACUCCGCUAACAGGGAUUCAAUGUGGCAUCACUAUGCUUUGACGUGGGAACGUGAAAAUGGAAGAUGGUUCUUUUACGUUGAUGGAAAACUGAUCAUAGAAGGUAAUGACCAGAGCAAUGACAAAUACAUGAGGCCUGGUAUUUUCAUAUUAGGACAAGAACAAGACAGUCUUGGGAGCACAUUUAGUGUCUUAGAAGCUUUCGUUGGGGAGAUCACAGAGUUUAAUGUCUGGGAUUACGCACUUUCUGGAAAGGAAAUAAAAAAGAUAUCAUCUUCCUGCGGAUUUGUUGGAAAUGUCAUACAGUGGUUUGAAGCUCUGAAGCACAUUCAUGGAAGUAUAACAGUUUCAAAAGAUGUAGAUAUGUGUCAAAAGUUAGGAACCUGUUCUGAAGACAGCUGUCAUUGUUUUUAUGGAAACGAAACUUUAGGGAAUUCAUGCAAAUUUCCUAUUGGUGCUUGUGAAAUCGAUUCUUGUAAAAAUGACCAAGAAUGUAUAACAGAGGAUGAAUAUGGAUUUUGCAGUUGCAGUAAAGAGUUCACAGGAAGAAAAUGUGAAUAUGAUGUUGAUGAAUGUUUGGACAGUAAUGGUGGAUGCUCUCAUACUUGCGUUAAUGAUUAUGGAUCCUACCACUGUACGUGUCCAGGAGGCAUGCUCUUAGCUGCCGAUGGUCACCAUUGCAAAGAUGAUAGCUUUUGCCAAGACGAUAAAUACAGAUAUUUGGAUGGAGAAAAGUGGACUUCAUCAUGUCAGACAUGUUCCUGCAACAGAGGCAAAAUUGCUUGCGAAGAGAUAUCCUGUAAACCUAAUACUUGUGAGCCUGAAGAGCAUCUGACAGAUCUGCCGGGAGAAUGCUGUUCUAAAUGCGUUUCUUGGUCUUUGUGCCUUGCUUCGAGUAACAAUACAGUCGCAACUUUCAACUCUAAUGUGUUUGAUCUUGAAGGGAAUUGUACAUAUACACUUGUAGAAGAUUGCAUCAAAGGCAGCUUCAAAGUUGAAUUUGAAACAGUUGGAGACAAAUUUACUCAAAUAAAUUUGACUGUCUAUCACAACUGCCAUUCUGUUCGUAUUUUAAAAUCUGGAUCAGUAUUGGUAGACGACGAAGCCGUUUCUCUGCCGUUUUCUUCAGAUACAAUCUUAAUAAAAUCCAAGACGUCCAGCAUUGAAAUUUUUACUGACUCUCAUCUACAUGUUCAAUGGCAUUCAUAUGGAGAAGUACUCAUUGCAGUGCCAGUAGAACACUCUAGAUCGUUGUGUGGUUUAUGUGGAAACAUAGAAAAUUAUAUGAGUAACUCUAGAAAAUACCGUCUGCCCUUCCACUUUGCUUCAGGAGGACGAAACUGCUUUGCACUUACAAAAAUCUCAGAAAAGAAUUCAAGUCCACAGAGCUCAUCGUUAUUUUCCGCUGUGCUCAGUUUCAUUUUAAGUUUUAUGUCAACCUAUAUGUUUUUUAAACAACUGUAAAAAUGUGUUAGUGGAAGCAGAACAAAAUAACUUAGUACAAACAAAUUAAAAUAAAAUGCGAAUUUCAUACUGGAUCAUAUCUAUUAAAAAAUGUUUUUUAAAAGAUACCGUCUAGUAUCAAAUGGAAUUUCUCAGCAAAACUCCUACGAGUCCGCUACUGCCAUUAAUGCAAUUUAUUAUUUCUGUUAAAAAUGUCUUACUGAAUUGUCAGGACGGAUUCUGAGGCGAUUGCCAGGAGCAACUACCCCGUUCAAACUUGCGGCAAUCAAAAUUUCGCAUUAGAUAUCUCUGGAGUUGGAUUCUCAGUUUCCGGUGGUGUUCAAUUUUACGUCGUUAAAUGCUUUUCGUUUAUCUUCAAGUUAACUUUUUUAACUUGCUUUUGAGUAUCAUGCAUUCUUCGUUAAUACAUUUGAGAAAAAACAUAAUAAGUACUACCAGUAAGAUACUUCAGUAACAGAAUUCGACUGAAAACUGUAUAAAUAGAGAUAAAUAAAUAAAAUUUACAAACAAAAAACGAAAAUAAGAAGUGCGCUUUCUUAAACCAACGAUAUUUUAACCACAAUUCAAGUUUAUUCGAUCUUUUACUCGUAAAGUCAUCCUCAUUAUAUAUUAAACGAACUAUAGUAUUAUAUAUCAUUUAUUUUGAAACAUUCAAUCACCAUAAAUAUAAUGUUUGGAAAUUGUUGGGAAAUUUUAAGAAUAUCAACGUUAUAUUUAAGGAAUAACUCGUACGUUAUUUUCUUUGAAUUUUGGCAUACCAAAAGUACUUUACUAGAGAUGCUCCUAAUAUGUUAGCUACUAAUGCUUCAAAGGGCCACGUAUACGCAGUGAGUUAUUUCAUGCUCGUUGCAUUUUUCCCUCAAAUGAUGUGCUUAAUGUAGUUCAUAAGUGCAUGCUUUCGCUUCAAGAAAAUUAAUCUUUGUUAACAAUAAUUCUUUAUUUAAAUUUACUAACUUAAAACCGGUAUCAAAAUUAAAAAAAAAUUUUUUUCCAUGUUUGCUUUCUAUAGUUAUUUCUAUGAAAAAAAAGGAAGUAAAAAAUUUUUAAAAUACAGCCGGAAAGAAAUAUUUGAAACAAAAGGAAGUGUGGAUGUUUGAACUUUUUGAGUUGUUUUGAAAAAAGAUGUGCAAACUGGAAUUUAAUUGGUUUCAUCUAUGAAAAGUUUUCCAAUCCUGCCUUGCAUUUCUACUUUGAACCUGAAAUAAAGUGUAUA
Uloborus diversus is the source of this 6951-nucleotide messenger RNA. RefSeq names its product sushi, von Willebrand factor type A, EGF and pentraxin domain-containing protein 1-like. The record is from RefSeq and is a predicted model, not a curated record. Gene Ontology annotation, molecular function: Notch binding; calcium ion binding. The transcript has 32 exons. Gene Ontology annotation, biological process: Notch signaling pathway. The coding region runs from base 258 to 5738 and encodes 1826 amino acids. Lineage: Eukaryota; Metazoa; Arthropoda; Arachnida; Araneae; Uloboridae.